AUGGCGUCCUUUUUCCAGAGCUUUCGCAGCUCUGUCAUGCCCAAGCGCUUGCUGCGUUAUGCGCUGUCGCGCUUGGACUUCCUCGACACCGAUGCCCUCGACCUGGAGAAUUUGGACUUUGCCCUCGGCCGGAAUACCGUACUGGAGUUUCGGGAUGUCGGGCUUGUACUUGCUAAGCUUGAACGUCUGCUGGGCCUGCCGCCCGCCUUCUCCCUGCAGAAGGCAAAGGUCCUCAUCCUCAGGGUGACCAUCCCCAUGGACUUCUACACGAGCCCUAUCGUAGCAGAAGUCGAUGGCGUGGAUAUCCGGGUGAAGGUGUCACAUAAUAAGGCAGAGACUGAUGAUAUUCAGAAAGGGAAGGGGUCUACGGUAGGGGAGGAUAUUGUGCCCACGGCCGCGGACCUGGCCCAGUCUUUCCUGGAGACGCAACCCCCCGCCGAGAAGAAGCAGCUAGAGGAGGCGAUAGCCGCGGAGACGCAGGACCUCGGCGCAUCGAUCCUGAGCGAGUCUGAGAGCAGUGACGAUGACUCGACGACCGGCACCGGCCAGCCUCUGUCGUUGCCGGUUUUUCUCACGGACUUCCUCCAGGGAAUCGUAGACCGUAUGCAAGUUCGCAUUGGGACGGUUACCUUCCAGGGCGAUGUAGAAGUCCCCGUCGACCCAGACGUCGCUGCGCCAGAGACAGUCACAUUCCAGCUAUCCCUAGAGAGCAUCAAUGUCGAGGGUGUCACAACGCUCCCCGACACGGCAGACGGGAACAGCUGCACGCACGCGGUCGUGCACAAAGACGGCAAGCGGCAUAUUCUGCUGAACAAUAUCCGCGCAGCGCUGAUAUCGGAGGCCAACGUGUUUGCCUCGCUGGGCCCGUCCCCGUCGAUGCACUCGUCCUUGGCGUCGAAGUCGCCCGUAGCGAGCGAGGAGCCGAGGGCGCCUAACCUGGCUGAGAGCGUGAGCCGGCGGUCGGGAUAUGGGUCGCUUGCGGGAUCUGCUGCGCAGCUUCAGCCGCUUUCGUCGAGUCGGCAGUCCUCGGUGAGGGACAGUGAGGAGGCGCUGGGGAUUCCGUAUGAUUUUGGUGAGGAUGAGACAGACGAACAGGAAGAACAGGGGGGGCCUGCCUCGUCGCUGUCUACUCCGAGAGCGUCGUUCCAUCAGGAUUUGUUGUGUGAACGGCCGACUGCUCUGUCCAGGGAUCCGGCCAAAUCGACGGUUGUUGAGAGGUUCCGUGGCGAAUGGUCGACCUACGAGCGCGAGGCGAGGUCUGAGCCGGACCUGCGACCGCCGGAGGGGUUUUCGCUUUCGACAACGCAGUCUCCCCAGGAGAGUAUCCAUUCCUCGGGGUCUGCAUCCGCACAGAGCUCGCGGCGCGCGAGCAUAGAAGACUUGACGCAGUCGCAGCUGUAUAGUCAUGAAGAUGCCGAGAGCAUGUACAUGAGCGCCUUUUCGGAGGUUGGCUCGUCGAAGAUGCGCACCGCGAUGCCCGGCGCGUGGGAGGACUCCGAAGACUCGCAGCAGCAGGAUGAGCCGCCGAAGGACGAGGAGUUUGGUACUCGGUCGGCGGCGGCGAGUACGCCGCCGUUGGAGGGCCCGCCCCAGGCGAGAGAACGGGUUGAGAGCGAACCAGCCGAGGAGGGGGAGCCUCCUCAAGAGCUGCUGCAGCAAGAGAUAGAGCAGCUGCCAGAGCUGUCUGCCCAGGAGCCAGAGCCAGCGCCGCAGGACGAUGUCCCGACUCCUCGUGGGCCGACAAGGUUGGCAAAGGAGAUCAUGUUGCUGGAUUCGAUUUCGGUUUACCUGCCUACAGCGCAUAAGCAUCUGCAGGUUACCACGCCCGACCUGGCGAGGUCUGUCUCGCCUAAUGUGCCGGGGGCUUUUUCGGUUCACUCUGCGGCCGGCAAGAGUCAGAUACUCCCCAUGACUCCCGCGCGCGCUGAGCACAGCUCCACGGAUGGAGCUAUCGAAGUGAUCAUGAAGCCGUUGGAUAUCCGAUUUGAUGCAUCGACCGGCUUCCUCCUGGCCAAGGUCAUAUCUAGUCUGCUGGAGGCGCUACAACAGAGCAGCGAGCCGACCCGUCCCGCUCACAGCAGUAACGACAAGUCCGAUGCCACUCCCAGCACUACCUCCCCCCUCCCCGACCUACGCAUUACCCUCGAAGGCCUCUCGAUCCAGUUCCUCGAGAAGCUCGCUGGCGUAGCCGACACCCCAAGCCGCAUCUUCUCCAGGCACAACGACAGCACCCCCGGCAGCAGUGACUUCCCCUCCGACGUACUCCUGCUGCAGGCCAAGGUAUCCAACCUCCACGCUUCUGUUACGUCCCACGCGAACGGCCAGCCCGAGGCGAACAUCACAGCAGAGAAGGUCUCAUUCGGCUACGCCGACGAUGAUAUCCUCGCCUUCGACAGGUCCGUGCAGCUGUUCGAGUCCAUCGCGAAUACCUUCCCCUCGGCAGGGAGUGACAUUGCCGUCAGGGUGAGGAAUGGGCCGGAGGAGGUCAGGGUGGAGGUGAAUGCGUUGCCGUUGCAUGUGAAAUUGGAUUUGCAGAGGUUGGAUGAGACCUUUAGUUGGUUUGGUGGGCUGAGUAGUUUCAUUAACAUGGGCACUUCCUCAGCCACGCCGGGCCAGAAGCUUCCUCCCCCAAAACCGCAGAAAGGUGUCAGAUUCGAGACCCCCGACGAGGAAGACCGCGCACGGGGGAAGGAGCAGAAGGUGGAUUUGAGGAUCAACGGGACCCGGGUGGAUGUCAUCGGGAAGGACUGCAGUCUUUUGCUCAACACCAGCGCCCUGAAGCUUGUCAGUCGUGGUGAGGGGAUCGGCAUGCACUUUAGUCGGAUCCGGCUUUCGGGACCUUACCUUCGCUCGUCGAGCGCCGUUGGCCCGCCGAUCUUGACCGAAGUCGAAAACACCCGCGUCGACUUUAUGUUCUCUCCGCGCCCGAAGGACUUGGAACGCUUGCUCGAGCUGAUCACGCCUUCACGACACAGAUUCGAUGAGCGCGAGGACGAGAUCAUGGUGGAUACCUUACUCCGCCAACGCCGCAAGGGGUCGGUGCUGUCAUUGACCGUGGGCAGAGUCAAGAUCGAGGCGGAUAAGCUUUCGCAGCUGGCUUGUCUGCCCAGUCUGGCGGACGACCUCGCUAAGCUAGGGACUGUGGCGAAGUACCUGCCCGAAGAUGAUCGUCCGGGCUUGUUGACCCUGUGUCAUGUGAGGGAGAUUGAUGUUGGCGCUGAUCUCGCGGGACGCAUGGGCACCAUCCAGGGGGCAUUCACCGAUCUCGAGAUAGCGCAUAUCACCGUUCCUGCCCUGGUAGCCGUCGCGUUGGGCAGAUUGUCUGUCAGACGCAAUGGCUCCGAAGAGUUGGUCUACACAUCUCCCGCACCCACACCCAGCUCGGUCCCUAAACCACCCGUCGUGAUGAUGCGCUUGAUUGACGACCUUGAGCCGGUGCUGAAGGUUAAUCUGAUGGGCUUGGCCGUGGAGUAUCGUGUGCCAACAAUCAUGGAUCUGCUCGGGCUGGGGGAGGAUGCGACACCGCAGGAGUUUGAGGCGGGGUUGGCCGCGUCGGUGGCGAAUUUGGGGGAGCAGGCGCAGGCUGCGUUGAAGGGGACUGCCCCAUCGCCGGAGAGGGAGAAGGAUCCGUUGGAACGGCAGGCUAAGCAGCAGAUGAAGCUGGAUGUCAAGUUGCUCGAUUGUGUGGUUGGGUUGAAUCCGCUGGGGUUGAAGUCCAAGCUGGCGGUGGUGUUGACGGAUGGGAGGUUGGAGGCUUCCCCUGGCGGGGAUGGGAAGCAAGGGGAUACGGUGAGUGCGUCGCUGGCGCUCAAGAAGGCCGCCAUCCUGCUGGUCGACGACGUCGCCGUCCUCUCGUCAACCGGCGGCUCGUUUACCUCCACCCGCCGCUCGCACGCCGCGCUGUCUGCCCAAGCAGCAGAGAUGUGUGCCAAGGGGUACGUCAGCAUCUGCCAGAUCUCGUCGGCGCGCAUGGGCGUCAAGGCGAUGAAGGACUCCGAAUCCGGGGAUACCCGGUUGGAGGUCGAGGUCCGGGACGAUCUUCUCGUGCUCGAAACCUGCGCCGACUCGACGCAGACGCUGAUCGGGCUUGCGAACGCACUGGCUCCGCCUACCCCGCCGGGCAGGGAGAAUAAGUUCCGCACGGAGGUUGUGCCGGUGGAGGAUUUACUCGCGUCGAUUACUGCGGAUGCGUUUGGACGUGCCGAGGGGGAUUAUGAUUUUGAUAGGGACUUUGCUGCUGUGUCGCAGGACACGGAUGCGGGGAGUGAAGGGGAGGAUUUCUUUGCUGGAGGAGGGGGGGGAUCCGGGGCAAGUAGCCAGCUGCACUUUGACCCGAAUUACUACGACCGCCUCGAGGGCGAGAAGGAGGCGCUGUUUGAUGCGACGGAGGAGGAGUCGGUCAUGAUGGCGGGCGAUACGAGGGUCGAGGAGACCAGUGAUGGGGUGCUACUCUCCAACACGGCAGACUCGGGGGCUCUGGCUGGCGACAGUAGCAGCGAGGAGCUGACGGUGCAGGAGAACUACUUUGCGCAGCGGAGAGCUGUGCAGGGGACCGCCCAUCGCUGGAACUCUGCAAAGAAUACCUACGAUCGCGCAAACGACGAUAAGAUCCGGCGUAGCCCCCUCAAGGUGUCGGUCCGGGACGUACAUGUCAUUUGGCAUUUGUUUGACGGGUAUGACUGGGCGCGCACCAGGGAAGUCAUCACCAAGGCGGUGCAGGAUGUGGAAGCGAGGGCGUAUGAGCGGCGUCGGGCGAGGGGUGAUCGACGGAGGAGAGGGUUUGAUGAGGAGGAUGAGGAGGAGGCGGUCAUCGAAGACUUCCUCUUCAACUCAAUCUACAUCGGUAUUCCGGCCGGCCGUGAUCCGAAGGAGCUGUCACAGGCCAUUAACGAGGCGCUGCACGACACGGCCGAUACGGAGACUGUCAUGACCACGCCCACGACGACCACGUCCGCACGGCCGAUGGGGCAUCGGCGGACAAAGAGUAAGAAUGGCACGCUUAAGCUGGGCCGCAGCAAGCAUCACAAGAUCACGUUCGAGCUGAAGGGGGUGAAUGUUGAUUUGGUGGUCUUCCCGCCCGGCUCGGGGGAGACCCUCAACUCGAUCGACGUCCGCGUCGGAGACCUCGACAUCUUCGACCACAUGCCCACCUCGACCUGGAAGAAGUUUGCCACCUACGACAUGGACGCCGGCGAGCGCGAGCAGGGCGCGAGCAUGGUGCAUCUCGAGCUCCUCAACGUCCGGCCUGUCCCCUCUACCCCUGCGUCGGAAAUCGUCCUCAAAGUCAGCGUUCUCCCCCUCCGCCUGCAUGUCGACCAGGAUGCGCUCGAUUUCAUCACCCGCUUCUUCGAGUUCAAAGAUGACAACGCCGCCCCCUCCGUCCCGCCAUCCCCCUCCGAUAUUCCGUUUAUCCAGCGCGCCGAGAUCAACGAUAUCCCUGUUCGUCUGGACUUCAAGCCCAAGCGAGUCGACUAUGCGGGUCUCAGAUCCGGCCGCACGACGGAGUUUAUGAACUUUGUCAUUCUCGAGGACGCGCGCAUGGUUUUGCGGCAUGUCAUUCUCUACGGCGUGUCGGGUUUCGAUCGGCUGGGGAAGCAGCUGAACGAUAUAUGGAUGGAUAACGUCAAGCGGACACAGUUACCGUCCGUGCUGGCUGGUGUUGGACCCUUCAGGUCGGUUGUUAAUGCCGGCGCCGGCAUCCGCGAUCUGAUCGAGAUUCCGAUCAGAGAGUACCGCAAGGAUGGGAGGAUUGUACGGAGCAUCAAGAAGGGCGCGACAGCGUUUGCUCGCACCACCGGCAUUGAGGCUGUCCGGUUAGGAGCAAAACUUGCCAUCGGCACGCAGAAUGCGCUGCAGAACGCAGAAGGCCUGCUCGCCCCCCCGUCUUCCUCCGGCCAUCACCACCAUUCGAUGGAGGAUUGGGACGCCUCUGAGGCAGAGGACCUCACCCCGGACGAAGUCCCCCCGACAACCCGCAAAACUUCCCUCUACGCUGACCAACCUUUGGGUAUUGUCCAGGGCAUGCGGGUUGCAUACCGCAGCUUGGCGCGCGACCUGGCUGUCGCGCGCGACGCAAUCAUUGCUGUGCCGGCCGAGGUCAUGGAGACGGGGAGCGCGCAGGGCGCAGCUAAGGUUGUGUUGCGCCGGGCGCCGACGAUUAUUCUGAGGCCGGCGAUUGGUGCUACAAAAGCUAUUGGACAGACUCUGUUGGGGGCGACGAAUAGCCUUGAUCCAGGGCAGAGGAGGAGGGUGGAGGCGAAAUAUAAGCACUGA
Thermochaetoides thermophila DSM 1495 is the source of this 6273-nucleotide messenger RNA. RefSeq lists its product as uncharacterized. Gene Ontology annotation, molecular function: phosphatidylinositol-3-phosphate binding. Bases 1 to 6273 code for a protein of 2090 amino acids. The record is from RefSeq and is a predicted model, not a curated record. Gene Ontology annotation, biological process: autophagy of mitochondrion; autophagosome assembly; piecemeal microautophagy of the nucleus. Lineage: Eukaryota; Fungi; Ascomycota; Sordariomycetes; Sordariales; Chaetomiaceae. Gene Ontology annotation, cellular component: extrinsic component of membrane; phagophore assembly site. The transcript is spliced from 3 exons.